Aspergillus welwitschiae is the source of this 3033-nucleotide messenger RNA. Its product is annotated as chloride channel protein. Gene Ontology annotation, cellular component: Golgi apparatus; early endosome; membrane. The record is from RefSeq and is a predicted model, not a curated record. Bases 89 to 2710 code for a protein of 873 amino acids. The transcript is spliced from 7 exons. NCBI's taxonomy places the organism in Eukaryota, Fungi, Ascomycota, Eurotiomycetes, Eurotiales, Aspergillaceae. Gene Ontology annotation, molecular function: voltage-gated chloride channel activity. Gene Ontology annotation, biological process: transmembrane transport; chloride transport.
CGGAGAUCAAUCGCUAUUCAUAGGCACCCGUCGACCGUCGUUGUUUAGGAUGCCACUUGACAUGUCCCUAUGAUACGUAUCAUUCGCGAUGUCAAUGAGUCGACCAGGGCCACAGUCAGAAGCCCAGUCAUCGCUGCACCAGCCCUAUAGCGAUGAUGAAAGAGCUCAGGACAGCGGCCUUGAUCCACAGCAUCCCGAUGUACCUUUAAGCGGCGGGCUGCGUGAGCCGCUUUCUUUCAAACGCAAACAGAGACAACAGUCGCGCUCAAAAUUCCGUUUCCCCAACUUCUUCUCGAAUAGUCCUGCUGAGUCUGCGACAAAUACUGGGCUUGGCUCUUGGUUUCGGAACGAACAACGCUCGGAUGACGUCCAGCCCUUAGGGGAGCCGAUCAAUGGCAACAGCAACGGAAACCUGGCGCACAAAGACUCGGGCUUCUUGGACUGGUAUGUAGAGGGACCAGGACGACGAGUUGGUUAUGACAACCUUACGGCAAUCGAUUGGAUUUUCGAAUACACCAAAGAAAGACAAAGAAAGAGGCUCCUCUAUGCGAGCGGACAAGGCGUUGUUGGAUAUUUACGCAAGCUAUUGGACGCCAGUAAUGUCUGGAUCGUGUUGAUUGCUACAGGUGUUUUGGUUGGGAUCAUUGCGGCUGGCAUUGAUGUUGCCAGUGAUUGGUUAGCAGAUCUCAAAACUGGUUACUGUAAAGCCGGCCCGGGGGGCGGCAGGUUCUAUCUGAAUCGGAGCUUCUGCUGCUGGGGGCAUGACGAUAUCUCUGAUUGUCUAGACUGGACACCAUGGAGGAAAGCCCUAGGCGUCUCCUCGCGGGGUGGGGGAUAUGCCGUCGAGUAUACCUUUUACAUUCUUUACUCUGUGUUCUUCGCGAUCUGCGCAUGCGUUCUGGUUCGGACCUAUGCCAUUUAUGCCAGGCAUAGCGGUAUCCCCGAAAUCAAGACCGUCCUUGGUGGUUUUGUUAUCAGGCACUUCAUGGGGCCUUGGACUCUUGCAAUUAAGUCUUUGGGUCUUUGCUUGUCCGUCGCGUCUGGCAUGUGGCUCGGUAAAGAGGGUCCUUUAAUCCAUGUCGCAUGCUGUUGCGCUAGUGUUAUCAUGAAGCCAUUCCAUGGCCUCAAUCAUAACGAAGCGCGGAAACGCGAAGUGCUAUCAGCAGCGGCCGCCGCGGGCGUUUCCGUCGCUUUCGGAGCGCCCAUUGGUGGUGUUCUGUUCAGUUUAGAGCAACUGUCGUACUACUUCCCGGACAAGACAAUGUGGCAGAGCUUUGUCUGUGCCAUGGUGGCAUCGGUCACCCUGCACGCGCUCAACCCAUUCCGCACGGGCAACAUUGUCCUUUAUCAAGUCAAGUAUACACGUGAGUGGCAUCGCUUUGAGAUGAUACCGUUUGUCAUUCUUGGUAUUCUCGGCGGCCUUUACGGGGCGUUCCUCAUACGUCUGAAUAUGAAGAUUGCAACAUGGCGACGGUCUCGGGGUUGGGCUCGUCCAAUCAUUGAGGUUGCGGUUGUUGCUCUUCUAAGCGCCCUGAUCAACUUUCCAAAUCUGUUUAUGAGGGCUCAAAAUUCAGAACUUGUUCAUUCCUUGUUUGCAGAAUGUGGGACUGGAUCGGGGACUGAUGAUCCUUUCGGUCUUUGCAAGACGGGCGCCUCAUCGGCCGGUACUAUCGCCCUCUUGCUUAUGGCUGCUCUCCUGGGAUUCUUCCUUGCCUCGUUAACCUUUGGACUGGACAUACCCGCGGGUAUCAUCCUUCCGUCAGUUGCCAUCGGGGCACUGUAUGGACGUGGCUUGGGCAUGACCUUUCGGAUGUGGCAAGAGGCUUAUCCGGGAUUCUUUCUGUUCAGUAAAUGCGAGCCAGAUGUCCCGUGUGUAACCCCUGGAAUAUAUGCAAUCAUCGGUGCAGCAUCAGCACUUGGAGGGGCCACGAGGAUGACUGUAUCGAUCGUGGUCAUCAUGUUCGAGCUCACUGGUGCUUUGACUUAUGUCAUUCCCAUCAUGAUUGCAGUCAUGUUGUCUAAAUGGUGCGGUGAUAUAUUUGGAAAGCGCGGUAUCUAUGAGUCCUGGAUUCAGCUGAACGAGUACCCUUUCCUGGAUCACCGUGAUGAUGCGACUCCACCGGACGUUCCCGCUCAUAAAGUGAUGACCACUGUCGAUGAUAUGACGGUCAUCACCGCUGUUGGUCAUACGAUUGAUUCACUUCGUGGCCUUCUCCAAACGACCUCUUACCGUGGGUUUCCAGUCGUUACCGAUACGUCAAAUCCCAUCCUGCUGGGAUAUAUAUCGCGCAAUGAGCUUACGUACGCUCUCAAAUACUCUACCAAGCCGUCGGACAACGAGUUGUCAGGCGCGACGCAGGUCUUCUUCAGCCAUCAGCCCUUUGCGGAUCCCGCUGAAACCCUGGACCUUCGGCCUUGGAUGGAUCAGACGCCCAUCACACUCAACAGCAACACAACGUUUUUGAUUGUGCUCCGGAUGUUUCAGAGGUUAGGUCUCCGCUAUGUCCUGCUCGCCGAUAAAGGCGUUCUCCAGGGACUGCUUACGAAAAAGGACGUUUGGUCUGUGGUCAGCGGCCCGGACGCCUACAAGGACGACACUCUCCGCGAGAGAGCUUUCACCCCGGGAACUACGGCAGAGGAAGUUGGCUUGCUUGACAGUGAUGAUAGGACCAGCCUUGCCAGCACUAUAGAAAGACGACAGUCGCUUUGAAGAGUCUAUUGAGCGAUGCACCGAAACAUUUACUUUCCAUCUCACUCAAUCUCGAAUCCAUUGACCUAUUUCAGAUGUCGCGUUAUGUGUCGGGAUACCUGGCUAUAAGUCUCGAGAUAUGUAUUGAAUUUGGGUAACUUGGAGUUUACUAACGGGAUCUUGUUUUUCUUGGUUUGUAUGCCUGAGAUAGUGUGGCUCAUGGCGGCAGUUUGGUGGUUUGCAUGCAUCUAGACUUUGCUUUAGUAAUGUAUAUAGUACAUUUUUAGAGAACGCACCCGUUUUCUAGUUCAAACGUUAAUAGUACCACAGAGUAUACAUUGGAG